Molecule: messenger RNA, 4603 nt
Organism: Globicephala melas (long-finned pilot whale)
Lineage: Eukaryota; Metazoa; Chordata; Mammalia; Artiodactyla; Delphinidae
Gene: NAA16
Product: N-alpha-acetyltransferase 16, NatA auxiliary subunit
Biological process (GO): N-terminal peptidyl-methionine acetylation
Cellular component (GO): NatA complex; cytoplasm
Molecular function (GO): protein binding
Source: RefSeq, a predicted model, not a curated record
CAUUUAUGUAUUUUCCAUUUAUGAGUUUUUUCUAACUCAAAUUAAAAAAAACUUCACUAUGAAAAAUUUUAAACUAUAUGGAAGAGUGAAUGUAAUGAACUUUAUGUACCCAUUAUCAAGUUUCAAUAAUUAUCAACAUUUUUAAUAUUAGUUUCAUCUGUUCCCUACUUCUUAUUUUUUUUGUUUAUUAGAGUAUUUUAAAGAGAAUUACUAUGCACUGUAUAUUUACUGCAGUUGUGCCUAGUGUGAGAGAAUAGUAACUAAUAAUUAUAUGUGAUUUAAAACCCAUUUUUUUCCUAUAUAUCCAUAAACUGAGUGAUACUUUCCUCAUUCCAAAUAAUGACUUACCUGUAUAGUACUUACCUGUAUAGUAAAACUUGUGUUCCUUAAAAGUUCCUUAAACUUUCCUUUAGAAAGUUUAGGAGAAAAAUUCAGAAGCAACUUGAUGUAAAAUAGAUUUUAUUUAGUAUUAAAUAUUAUGUUGAUUUUCAGCUUGGUUUCUGUUGCACAGGGACUUAGCUGUUACUUCACUGGGUACUUAACAAUCGUAUUUUUCAUUGACUAGUAUCCCAGUUUGUUAAAAAAACAAAAAUAUUCUUUAGGGAUGGAUCGUUGAAAUUGUUUUAAUCUCUGUUUUACCUAUUUAUAUACUUACAACCUUUUCACAUAUUACCCUUGUACCUUAAUUUUUAACAUUUAAAUCAUCUGGCUAUUGGCCAGUAUUGAACGUCAGUAGUCUUAGUGGUGUUUUUACAUAUUUAGCUUAGGGUUCUCUCAAAAUACUAAAUACUUAUUUCUUUAUCCCAGUGCUUACCCCAGAGCGAAGAGAGAGGGCAUGUUGGCAUGUAUAUGGACUCUUGCAGCGUUCUGAUAAGAAGUAUGAUGAAGCUAUUAAGUGUUACCGAAAUGCCCUCAAAUUAGAUAAAGAUAAUCUGCAAAUUUUGAGGGAUCUCUCUCUGUUACAGAUCCAAAUGAGAGACCUUGAAGGUUAUCGAGAGACGAGAUAUCAGCUUCUUCAGUUGCGCCCAACACAACGUGCAUCCUGGAUUGGAUAUGCUAUUGCAUACCACUUACUGAAAGAUUAUGAUAUGGCACUAAAACUAUUGGAAGAAUUUAGACAAACUCAGCAAGUUUCUCCCAACAAAAUAGACUAUGAAUAUAGUGAACUGAUACUGUACCAGAAUCAAGUGAUGAGGGAGGCAGAUCUAUUUCAGGAAUCUUUGGAACAUAUAGAAACUUAUGAGAAACAGAUAUGUGAUAAACUUUUGGUGGAAGAAAUUAAAGGGGAAAUGCUGUUGAAAUUGGGACGAUUAAAAGAAGCGAGCGAAGUAUUCAAAAACUUGAUUGAUCGGAAUGCAGAAAAUUGGUGUUACUAUGAAGGCUUGGAAAAAGCUCUACAACUUAGCACUUUAGAAGAGAGGCUUCAAAUUUAUGAAGAAAUUAGUAAGCAGCACCCCAGAGCAAUUUCACCUAGAAGAUUACCUUUGAAUCUUGUCCCAGGUGAAAAAUUUAGAGAACUAAUGGAUAAGUUCCUGAGGGUUAACUUCAGUAAAGGCUGCCCACCCUUGUUUACUACUUUGAAAUCUUUAUAUUACAAUACAGAAAAGAUUUCUAUAAUCCAGGAGCUUGUUACUAAUUAUGAAGCCUCUCUGAAAACGUGUGACUUUUUUAGCCCUUAUGAGAAUGGGGAGACAGAACCCCCAACGACACUACUCUGGGUUCAGUAUUUCCUGGCACAGCACUUUGAUAAACUUGGGCAGUAUUCUUUGGCUUUGGAUUAUAUUAAUGCUGCAAUUGCUAGUACUCCAACUCUAAUAGAAUUAUUCUAUAUGAAAGCAAAAAUUUACAAGCAUAUAGGUAAUCUCAGAGAAGCUGCCAAGUGGAUGGAUGAAGCUCAGUCUUUAGACACAGCCGAUAGAUUCAUCAACUCCAAAUGUGCAAAGUAUAUGCUUCGAGCAAAUAUGAUAAAAGAAGCAGAGGAAAUGUGCUCCAAGUUCACAAGGGAAGGAACAUCUGCCAUGGAAAAUCUAAACGAAAUGCAAUGUAUGUGGUUUCAAACAGAAUGCAUUUCAGCUUAUCAGCGUUUGGGAAGAUAUGGGGAUGCUUUGAAAAAAUGCCACGAAGUAGAAAGGCAUUUUUUUGAGAUAACCGACGAUCAAUUUGACUUCCAUACUUAUUGCAUGAGAAAGAUGACCCUUCGUGCCUACGUUGACCUUUUGAGAUUAGAAGAUAUACUCAGGAGACAUGCCUUCUAUUUCAAGGCCGCUAGAUCAGCUAUUGAAAUAUAUUUGAAAUUGUAUGAUAAUCCCUUGACCAAUGAAAGCAAACAACAAGAAAUAAAUUCAGAAAACCUGUCAGCCAAAGAAUUGAAGAAAAUGCUUAGCAAGCAGAGAAGAGCUCAAAAAAAGGCUAAAUUAGAAGAAGAGAAAAAGCAUGUGGAAAGGGAACGUCAACAAAAAAAUCAAAAGAAAAAACGGGAUGAAGAAGAAGAAGAAACCAGUGGUCUCAGAGAAGAACUUAUACCUGAAAAAUUAGAAAGGAUAGAAAAUCCAUUAGAAGAAGCUAUCAAGUUUCUUAUACCUCUUAAGAACCUUGUUGCUGAUAACAUUGACACUCAUCUAUUAGCAUUUGAAAUAUAUUUUAGAAAAGGAAAGUUUCUGUUAAUGCUGCAGUCUGUCAAACGAGCUUUUGCCAUCAACAGGAAUAACCCAUGGUUACAUGAAUGUUUAAUUAAAUUUUCUAAAUCUGUGUCUAAUCAUAGUAAUCUUCCAGACGUUGUGAGCAAAGUUCUGUCUCAAGAAAUGCAGAAAAUAUUUGUUAACAAGGAUUUGGAAAGUUUUAAUGAGGAUUUUCUCAAACAUAAUGCUACCUCUCUUCAGCAUCUACUUUCAGGUGCUAAAAUGAUGUAUUUUCUGGACAAGUCAAGGCAAGAGAAAGCAAUUGCUAUUGCCACUAGACUGGAUGAAACCAUAAAAGAUAAAAAUGUAAAGACUUUAAUAAAGGUUUCUGAGGCACUGCUUGAUGGCAGCUUUGGGAACUGUAAUUCUCAGUAUGAAGAAUACAGGAUGGCCUGUCAUAACCUGCUUCCUUUUACUUCUGCUUUCCUGCCUGCUGGGAGCGAAGUCGGCGGUCAUAGCGCAGCUCUAAACCACACAGCUAACUGUGAUGUCUUGGCAAGUGAAAUUUGAAAUCCCGUAGAAAGUUGACUUCUGUAAAACUCAAAGUUGAAUUCAGAUCAGGGUUUCUUUUCCAGCUUGUAUGUUAACAUAGAUAUGAAAUGAAGUACAGUUGACCCUUGAACAACAUGCGUUUGAAUUUCGAGGGUCCACUUAUAUGUGGAUUUUUUCAAUAGGAGAUACUACAGUACUAUGCGAUCUUCAGUUGGUUGAAUCCAGGGAUGCAGAACCUCAGAUAGGGAAGGACUGCUUAUACAGAGGGCCACCUGUAUGUUAAGUGUGGAUUUUUGACUGCUUGGAGGGAGGGUCAGUGCACCUAACUCUUGCUUUUGUUCAAAGAUCAACUGUAUUGGAUAGAAUUUUUAAAUGGAGUAUGCUGUAAGCUUAUUUUAUUCUUUAUCCAUCUAUGCCAAUUUACAUUAAAAGCUCUUAAAAUUGCCUGUUAUAUACUUGUACAGCUUUCUUAAACUUUGGAAUUAUCAGCAUUGUGAUUGGUGCUGUCACUUCGUAUCAUAACUAUAAUUUCUUAAUUAACCUAAGUUGCAUACAGCUCUGCUGUAUUAUUUUUUUUAGAUCUGGGUUUCGUUUCAGAAUCUUAUGUUUUGAUCCCUUAUUGGUUUGUUUUGUUAUUGUUUGUUUGCUUUUUAUUAAAGCAUAUCAAUAUUAAAGUGUUAACUAUAUGUCAGAAGUGAUAUGGAACUCCUUUUGACAGAUAUUUAUUUAAAAUUUACUUCAGUUUGAGCUUUUGUCCACCUUACUUUUUGUGUGAUUUACCGUUUUCCUUUUUAAUAGCCGUGAAAAUGCUAUUUUCUGUUGAACAGGGGUACUCCAGUUUUAUAUUGAUGAUUCAGAAUAUGGGGAUCUGUUUGCCUCUUAAUCAUGGAAGUUCACUGGUAAAUUGGUUGCGUAUCUAGAUCAGUCUCAAAGACCCCCAGGCAAGAGUUAUGCUUUCUUGGCUAAAUUGCUUUGCGUUACCAAGUAGUUUGUACAUGAGGGCUUCAAGGGAGCAUAAUAGGGUAAAAUACAAAUUACAAUGAGAUAUUCUUACUCUUAUAGCCAUGCAUUGACUAUUAAAUACAUUUUUAUAUCAGCAAAAUGAGAAUUUAAACUAUCAGCUAGUUUAACUAUUAAAAUAUAGUAUUGUUGAGCAAUAUUUUUGGGGGGGGUAGUAGCUUUUGUUCUAUCUUGUACAGAAAACAGUAAUAGAAUCAUUGAAUAUGUUUCUUUCAGAACUGUAUAAAUGUCUGUAACAUUAAUACUUCCUUUUAAAGGCAAAUAUAAAUUCAAAAGGGGAGAUUUUAUUUAGAGAAACAAUUAAUUAAAAUGGUUUUCCUUCACUCUGAGCUAAUAUUUAGAUUCAUAAUUGUUGAGAGAAAAAAACUUACUGUAAAAUAAUGCCAACCUAUGUAAUGCUAUAAUAAAUUAUU